AUGACCAAGGUCAAUCUCAUCCUCACACUGUUCAACCUUAUCCCCGCCAUCCUGGCAACAUGCUCGACCCAGUCCCCCUUCUACCCGCCUCCAUCUUACAACCGUCAGUCCUCUGAAGUAUGGGAAGCCCUCGGCCUUGUAGAAGCGUCGCUGUCAAACUUACUCCGCAACUCGAACAACCUCAAUACAUCAUCCUACUCAAUUGAAAUCACCUCAUCACGGUCCACCCUAUGGUCGACGUUCCAUACCGCAAAGGAUAAAAACAUAACGCGACCUGGAGCCGAGAGAGUUGAUGAGACAAGUCGAUAUCGUAUCGCAAGUAUCACCAAGGUCUUCACCGUGCUGGGGAUACUCCAACAACAUGCCGCGGGGAACCUCUCCCUCGAGGAUACGGUGGACAAAUACAUCCCUCAACUCCGCAGUGCGCAUCACGACGGGACCAGAAGUUCUAGUAGUAUCCAGUGGGACAAAAUAUCACUCCGAUCUCUGGCAAGCCAACUCUCUGGCCUACCCCGCGACUGGGUCCAGGGGGAUCUCCUCACGGAUCCCGAGCCCGUCGACACAACUGCUAAAUGCGAUUCUGACAACAGCCAUAUGCCCUGCACCGAGCAGGACUUAUUCAACAAUUUAAGAAGGAGGCCUGCCUUGUUUGCGCCGAACACGAAGUCGACGUAUUCCAACCUUGCAUUCGACCUCCUGGGGCUCGUGUUAGCGAACGUCACUGGCACCACAUACGAGGAAUACAUAACAACCUCAAUCCUCGAUCCCCUGGGAAUGUCGCAAACAUCCUUUGCCAAACCACCGGACAGUGUGUCCGUUCUUCCCAAGGGAAAUGCAUGGUACUUCGACGUCGAUGAGGCUGUGGAGAAUCCCACAGGCGGAUUAUACUCUUCUACGCACGACAUGUCAAUUUUUCUCCGCUACGUCCUGAGCAACUACAAAGACAUCGCGGACGCAAAGUUGAAUUGGCUACUACCUGUAUCAUUUACGGCCGGGAUGGGGAGUUAUUACGGCAUGCCGUGGGAGAUUUUCCGCACGGACAGAAUUCUUCUCCCAGACGAUAAGCGGAGGACAAGGACUGUGACCUUCUUCACCAAAGGCGGCGGUGUCCCCGGGUACAGAACCAUUAUCCUCCUCGUGCCGGAAUACGAUUUGGGUAUCACGGUUCUCACAGCUGGAGACGAGACAUUCCCGGAAGUAAUAGUGGAGAUGGUCACUGUUCCACUGAUUCGUGCAGCUGAUGCGCUUGCUGCACGGCAGGUCAAGGAAACAUAUGUGGGGAGAUACACCUCUCCUCCUACCAGGGAGCAUAUGGCAAACUCCACGUUGACACUAACAUACACACCAACCCAUGGCCUCGAGAUCAACGAGUGGACUUUGAAUUCCACCGAUAUGCUCAGCUUCAUAUCUAAGCACUUUCAAUCCCCCAAAAUUACAAAAUUCCACGCUCAGUUGAUUCCCUCUGGUCUCUACAGAGGUGACAAGCAACUAGGAGAGGUAUGGAGGAUUGCAGCCGUGAUGGAUAGGGAGUUCCCUCCGGCAUCAGUGCUAGGGCGAUGGAGCGGACACGCGAGUAAUGCUGAUUCAUGGUCGGGUUUCGCACCCGUUUCCGAGGAAUUCUGUAUCAGCGAUGUAGAUAAUAUAAUGUAUGCGGGAAGUCCCUUGAGCGAGUUCGUCUUUUGGGACAGGGACGAGAAGACUGGCAUGUUUGGAAAGGUGGAACUGCCGGCCUUUAGGAUCAAUUUGACUCGUGCGGACCAGAAGGAAGAGGGAGUGCUGGAUGAGGGAAUUCUGAUCAAGCACGAACUUUGA
Molecule: messenger RNA, 1812 nt
Organism: Aspergillus fischeri NRRL 181
Lineage: Eukaryota; Fungi; Ascomycota; Eurotiomycetes; Eurotiales; Aspergillaceae
Product: serine hydrolase domain-containing protein
Exons: 1
Coding region: 1-1812 (603 amino acids)
Source: RefSeq, a predicted model, not a curated record